UACUUAAAAGGCAGCCAGGCACGGUUAGUUGUAUACAGUAUGGUGUAGAAGUGGCCUGGCCUGACAUAACCUCGGCCUGACCCAUGGCUGGCAGUGCUGGCGAUUCCUAUUAGAUAAUGUGGUGUUAAGGACCGGAUAUACAGUAGCUAUAGAGACCAUUGAGUGGAGAGAAGGUAGUGGAUGGGUCAGAGACGUCCACGCACUCUGAGGAACUAUGGUGGACCUGCUACUGUCGCAGACAUUGUGCACUAUGGAAGAACAUAAUUUAAAUGUUACUAGGGGAAGUGGCAGGGGUAAAGACUAUAUUUGGGGAAGUGGAAAAGUAGGCAUUAAAUGUGAAGUGUGUAAACAUUGCUACCACCAGUGUUGUCGUAACAGUUCAGACGCAUGCAGAGGAACCUCGGCUACAGUAGCAGAUAAUAACACAUACACAGAGGAAGUGCCUGUCCACACGUGGACUCUGUCCCAAGUAUUAGAGUGGAUGGCAGCCCUGAACCUGUAUAGAUAUGUGGAACUCUUCAAACGGAACAAUAUCAAAGGAAAGGAUUUAAUGACACUGGAUGAAAGUAAACUAGAGGUUAUGGGAAUUCUAGAUGAUUUUCACAGAAAAGCCAUCCUUGUGUGUAUUGAUGAUCUUUGCGGCAGGGAGUCAGAGCAGCAACCACAUGGGUCUGCCUUACCUCCCUCUAAUGAACCACUGGAUGUGGCAGUGAACUGUGUAGACACUGACCAUAAAGUGGUGGAAUACAGCUUCUCGUCUCUCCAACGCUGUCAUAUCUGUAACAAGUUCCUUCACGGUCUCAUGCAUCAGGGACUGCAGUGUCGAGAGUGUGGCCUCUGCUGUCACAGGACAUGUGCCAAGACAGGCCUGAUCUGCUGCAGUCCAGAAAUCAUGGAGAAGAGGAGGAGGAUUAGCUUUGUAGCAAAUUUUGUCUUUGGUGCUGAUCUCACAGACCAGUUUAAUCCGUCAGAUCAACAAGCCCCAGAUGUCAUUGUCCACUGUACACAAGAGAUAGAGAGAAGAGGGAAAGAUACUGGAGAGGAUUUGUUUGAUGUCUACAGGAUCUCUUCCUCGACACAAGCCAUUCAAGAACUCAAGGCGGUGCUCAACUCAGAAGAUAUAUCAGGUCUAAACACGGCUCAUUUUGACUUGAACUGUAUAGCUGGUGCCUUGAAGAAAUACCUCCGUGAAUUGCCCAACUCUGUCAUUCCAGUCGAGUACUACAGUCAGUUCAUUGAGGCAGCAAAAAACAAAGAUGACGAGCAGUGUAAGGAGCGCCUGGUGCAGCUGGCGUCAGACCUCCCACCUCACCACAGUAGCACUCUGCGCUAUCUGAUGGCGCACUUUGUCCACCUGUGCCAGCACCAGUACGCUCUGGGAAAGAGGGAGCCACCAGUCAAACUGUCCCAUGUGUUCUGUCAUAUCCUGAUGAGGCCACCGUGGGAGAAAAUCAUUGACAUUGUGUACAAUACUGAAUACCACAUCCGAGUAUUUGACUGUCUGCUAAGAGGAGGAAACUGGGGAGAAACCAUGCCAGAUUAUACAGAAACUACAGCAGAUGUCCCCCCUCCCAGACCCCCUCGACCCCCCAAACUGCACCAGCAGCCCCCUCAGGACCAGAACACAGAGAAUAACAAUCCUAGUCAGGACCCCCUGGAGGAGGCAGAGUGGUACUGGGGGGAGAUAUCAAGAGAGGAGGUGAAUGAGAAGUUAAAGGACACACCUGAUGGUACUUUCUUGGUGAGGAAUGCCACCACAUGGUCCAGAGACGGAGACUACACACUAACACUCAGGAAAGGUGGCAGCAAUAAGUUAAUCAAGAUCUAUCACAAGAACGGCAAGUAUGGGUUUGUGGAGCCUCUAAAGUUCUCCUCAGUACAGGAGCUGGUGGCCCAUUACAGACAGCACACCCUCGGGCAGUAUAACAAGACACUGGAUGUCACCCUCAAGUACCCGCUGUCCAAACAUCAGCAGGCUGAAGAUGCGGACUUGAACGCCAAUUUAGAUGAGGUGUGUAAGAGACUGGUGGAGAUCAACAGGGAAUACUUGAAGAAGACUUUGAAAUAUGACAAGCUGUAUGAUGGACAUUCAAGAACUACGCAGGAGCUUCAACUUAAGCACCAGGCGUUGGAUGCCUUCUCAGAAACAAUCACGGUAUUUGAGGACCAGAUUACGCUUCACGACAAGUUUAAGCAGCAGGCCCAGCCCCACGAGCUGCAGAAGUUAGAGGAGAACUACAAAUUAUUAGCUGACCGACUUCAGGAAAUCAAGAGAAGUAAAGAACAGUUGGAGGAAGAUUUGAGAUAUCAAACUGAAGAGAACCGCCGCCUCAUUGAGGAGAUGAACAGUCUGAAACCAGAAAUCAAGAGAGAAUACAAACUACGGGAACAGUAUAUUAAAUACCUGAUUGACAAAAAUGUGAACAAAGACUACAUAGAUGAAAAGCUGCUAGGGGAGACAGAGAGGAGGAUUAGUCAGGGUACUCCUGAUGAGGAGGAACCCUACUAUGUCGGUGCCCCUGUCAUGAAUAACGACCUCCCCAGCAUAGCUCACUACAACGAGAGCACAUGGUACAUCGACUGUGAUAGGUACACGGCUGAGAACCUCCUGCAGAACAAGCCAGACGGUACCUUCCUGAUCCGACCUAGCAGCAAGAUGAACUCCUACGCGCUGUCAUUAAAUGCAAAUGGCCGAACAGGGCACUGUGUAAUAGAACACAAGGCGACAGGCUUUGGGUUUGCCGAACCUUUCUUUAUUCAUCAGACUCUACUGGACUUGGUCCUUCAUUACCGUGAAACUUCACUGCAUGAACACAACCCUGAGCUGGAUGUGACAUUAGUUCACCCUGUGAAAGCCCCACAGCCUGGGAGCUCAUAUACUUACAUGCAGUGAUCCCAUGACUUGGCCUUCAGUCAAUAGAAAGAUCCAUAACUCAACUGGUUACUUCCUGUGAAUGUUUCACAGCCAAUGAAGAGACAUGACUUGAGAUCGCAGCCAAUGGAUGGCUUGUUUUAGUGAUUGAUACAUGCUGUGUAAGUUAUAAAUCCAAAGAGGGAACAUGUGACAUGAGGUCUCUGGCAAUGGGAACCUUGGUUACUUGACUAAUGCAUGCUGGGACAGUUUCACAGCCAAUUAGGUGGUGCAUUACUACAGAAAACAGCCAAUAAGAAGCUGUUUAAAAUAUUGUGAUUCAUUGUAAACUCAAAGUGAAGUUGUAACUAUUCUGUUUUUCAUGAUGAAAUGCCCCGUGGCCAUUUGAAAGUCUUCACUGGCACACAUUGGGUUUGUGGGGCAAUGAAAAACUUUUCAACUUAGUUGAAACGCCCACUGAUCUCUUUUCUACCACCAGUCAGGAACAGUCUGACUGUAAAUGUUCAUCAUAUUCUGAGAGGAGAGGGUCCGUCCUCUAAUAAUUGUCACAGAAUAUGGUGCUGUAAAAUGGUUUUAAGAUAAAUAAAUGUUUACAAAGUUUGUCUUGAAAUAUGCUGAGAUGGUGUGUUUUGCCUGCUGCAGGACAGUGAAGG
Messenger RNA from Lingula anatina, 3525 nucleotides. Its product is annotated as phosphatidylinositol 3-kinase regulatory subunit alpha-like. The record is from RefSeq and is a predicted model, not a curated record. Lineage: Eukaryota; Metazoa; Brachiopoda; Lingulata; Lingulida; Lingulidae. Gene Ontology annotation, cellular component: phosphatidylinositol 3-kinase complex. Gene Ontology annotation, biological process: insulin receptor signaling pathway; regulation of GTPase activity; phosphatidylinositol phosphate biosynthetic process. Gene Ontology annotation, molecular function: 1-phosphatidylinositol-3-kinase regulator activity; GTPase activator activity; protein binding.